UCUCUCUCUCUCUCUCUCUCUCUCUCUAAAAUCCCUGGUCCUGUUUGUUUCUCUUUCCUUUCCCCUCUGGCUAUUGUGCUUGAAUUUAAUCACAAAAAUGGCGAGUAAGAAAAGAAUGCAUGAAGCCCUUUACGAAGAGCCAUCAAGGCUCGAUAACCAGAGGUACCCCUUAAGUAACUCUUCACCAUUGAGCUUCUUUCAAAGAGCUUCCCCUUCUUCAACGCUUGAUCCUUCACAGAAAGAAGGAGCUCCGAUCCCCCAAGAUUUAUUGCUCUCUGGUUCUUCCACCCAAUCUUUGAUUCCCCCCAAAAAACCCACUUUUGUUUCGUAUACUGAAGUAUCUGGAUUAUCCCCAAAAAUCAAAGUACUCUGUGAACUUCUCGCUGAAACCCCGUCUUCAAAGAUCGAGCAGGCUUUUUGGGAAACUGGAAUUAGGGUUUCUCAGGAAGAUGUCGAGGAGGUAUUGAAGCUCAAUUAUGGGUCCCCUUCACCUGCUGUUAAAUUUUUUCGAUGGGCUAGUACUCAACUUGGUAAGAGCCAUAGCCCUCAUGCUUGGAAUUUGCUUGUUGAUUUGUUGGGUAAAAAUUGGCUCUUUGAUGCAAUGUGGGAUGCAUUAAAAUCAAUGAGGAAAGAUGGAUUGCUCUCUUUUGCCACUUUUGCAUCAGUUUUUAGUAGCUAUGUUAGUGCUGACAAGAUCAAUGAGGCUAUAAUGACCUUUGAAGUCAUGGAUCAAUAUGGGUGUCACCAAGGUGUUGUAGCUUUGAAUUCUCUUCUGAGUGCAAUAUGCAUAGGAAAGCAGACAUCUAAAGCUUGUGAGUUUUUCGAUAAGGUGAAGGCAAAAAUCACCCCUGAUUCCGAUACUUAUGCUAUACUUUUAGAGGGGUGGGAAGCUGAGGGCAAUGUAGGGAGAGCUAGGGAAACUUUUGGGGAGAUGGUUUUGAGGAUUGGGUGGGAGCCUAUGAAUGUUCCGGCCAAUGAUUCAUUCCUAAACACUUUGCUUAAGGGCUCGGGGGUUGAUGAAGCUUUGAAAUUUUUUAAAUUGAUGAGGGAGAAUAGGUGUUUUCCGGGCAUGAAAUUCUUUCGGGGCGCUUUUGAUAUGCUUUCGAAGCAGAACAGAACUGAGGAGGCUUGCGAUUUAUGGGAGGUCAUACUGGGAAAUGGGUUCACCCCAGAUACCCUAAUGUACAACUCGAUGAUUGGGCUUUUGUGUUAUAUAAACCGAAUCGAGAAAGCCUCUCAGUUUAUGGAUGAGAUGGUGUUUAAUGGGGCUUUCCCCGAUUUACAGACAUAUAAUUUGAUUUUCCAAUACUUGGUUAGGAGUAGGAAGUUAAAAGAAGCUUCGAGUGUAUUCAAUGAGAUGGUGAAGAAUGAGGGAGAGCUUACUCACACUAAUUGCUUGUUGGCGAUCAGGGUUUAUUUGGAUUCAGGUGACUCAAACACGGCGAUUAAUAUUUGGAAACAUAUGCUUGAAAAGGGCAUCACCUCGAAAGAGGAAUGUGGGAAUUUGUUGGUUGUUGGUCUUCGAGGUAACAAUAGGCUCUCAGAAGCUCGCAAAUAUGCCGAGGAUAUGAUUGAUAGGGGGAUUGUCGUCCAUUCCUCGACGUUGUCAAAGUUGAAACAUGGUCUUAUUAAAGUGGGUAAGGAGGAUUUUUAUGAUCGUCUUGCGAGGAAACUGCACUACUAGCUAGAGGAACUUUGAAAAGGAAAGAUAUAGUGUAAAACUAGUUAGAGAGGAAAUUUCUUCACAAGAUUCUUUGUAAUAUCUGAGUUUGUAUAACUCUAAAAUUUGUCCCAUUAAGAUAUAGAAUUUUUGCAGUGAAA
This is a messenger RNA of Amborella trichopoda, 1821 nucleotides long. RefSeq lists its product as uncharacterized. Lineage: Eukaryota; Viridiplantae; Streptophyta; Magnoliopsida; Amborellales; Amborellaceae. The record is from RefSeq and is a predicted model, not a curated record. Gene Ontology annotation, molecular function: protein binding.